Anarrhichthys ocellatus (wolf-eel) is the source of this 2103-nucleotide messenger RNA. It is a transcript of the gene ttc9, whose product is annotated as tetratricopeptide repeat domain 9. Gene Ontology annotation, biological process: protein folding; negative regulation of apoptotic process. The record is from RefSeq and is a predicted model, not a curated record. Gene Ontology annotation, cellular component: cytosol; mitochondrial envelope; membrane. The transcript is spliced from 3 exons. Bases 393 to 1115 code for a protein of 240 amino acids. Lineage: Eukaryota; Metazoa; Chordata; Actinopteri; Perciformes; Anarhichadidae. Gene Ontology annotation, molecular function: protein folding chaperone; protein binding.
UCAGAACAAAUAAGGCUGAUUGGAAUUUCCAAUUAUCUACAAAGAAAACAGUGUCAAUCUGGUUUAGAAUAAUACGAUAUUGGGUCCAGUUGCAAACAAACUGAUGAUGGAAUUAUCUCCAAAUAAACUGAUAAUGAAAUCAAUCCCUCUCCUCUUCCUGCUGGAGGACCCUCAUAGGACCACUGGCUUAGAUUUAUCGACCAAUCGGCUCGUCGGAGGGGAGAAAAAAAAAUACGAGGACAGGCUGCAACGGAGGAGCGCGCAUCGCGCAAGGGUUGAGCACAGAGAAGACGUAGCCGCAGCCGAGAGGAUGCAGUGAAGAAGAGCUUCCAGAGUCCUCAGCUAAUUUAACGGCCGGACGCCACGGCAGCUUUAAAAUAAAAUCGACGACAAUGAGCGUGAUCCAGCCCGGGCACGACGGCAGAGGCGGCCGCACCGACAACGGCGGCGGCUCCCCGAGGCUGCAGCACUGCGCUCAGCCUCCCAACAGCAGCAGCAGCAGCAGCAGCCGGACCAAAGAUGCCAGGUACCAGCAGCAGCGGCAUCAUGGUGGGUCCAUGCUCAAACAACCGUCGCUCAACGAGCCAGCCGACGUCGUGAGACGCGCGCUGGACUUCAAGUGCCAAGGCACCCAGUGCUACAAGGAUAAGAAGUACCGAGAGGCGAUCGGCAAGUAUCACCGCGCUCUGCUGGAGAUCAAGGGGCUGUGCAGGGUGCUGGGGGAUCCGGACACCGGCUCCAAGCCCCCGUCCCCCCUCCUGCCAACCAUGAGCAAGUCCACCACGCUGACGGAUGAGCAGAAGGGAGACAUGGAGAACGCAGAGCUGGAGUGUUACAACAGCUUGGCCGCCUGCCUGCUGCAAAUGGAGCUGGUGAACUACGAGCGAGUGAAGGAAUACUGUCUGAAGGUGCUUUACAAGGAAGGGAAGAACUUCAAGGCUCUGUACCGAUCCGGUGUGGCCUACUACCACCUAGGAGAGUUCCAGAAGGCGCUGCACUACCUGAAGGAGUCACACAAACAGGAACCAUCAGACACCAACGCCAUCCGCUACAUCCAGUUGACAGAGAUGAAGAUUCGCCGGAAUGCCCAAAGGGAAAAGAAAGAGGCGACAUAAGGACUGGCUAUCUGAUGACUUCUCACCCGUCACUAAUUUCGGCCCAAUUCUGUGCCACCCAGACCUUACACACCAUGAGUCAGAGGUCUUGGUGUGAAAAUAUAUUUGUUUGCUUUUGCCUUGCACAACAUCCGGUUUGCCAGUUAUGUGAUUGAACUUCAUUGUUGUGUGCUUGAAGCAUUUUUUUUUUUUUUGCGCACCUGAUGCCGAGUGUCUGUCUCCAAACCGCCAAAUUGAUCGAGUAUGAAUCCAUCCCAAGCAUUUUUUUAACCAUCACAAACUGAUGCACUGCCAGUCCAAACAUUGCACAUACAGGCCAACACUUGUGAUAAAGACAGGAGCAACAAGUUCCACAGAGUGAGUCCAGCAUGUCUGCAGGCGAGUGUAACUGCCAAUUAGCGCGUGCCCUCGCACAAGAUGUCUCUUGAAUGGCACAGAGUAAAUGAGUAACAACCACCUACACACUUUGACUUUGAAAGUACAACAAAAGACACUUUUUUCAAUACUCUCGAUUAUAUCUGAAGUAAAGGUGCUUUCAUUAAGUAGGUUUCUAGCUGUGGGCAAGAACAUCAAGAGCACAUGGGUGCUAAUUGCAGUAUGAACUUAAGAGACAUAUCACAACAUGUAAAUAGGCUACUUUCUAUAAAUCAUGAAAAAUAUAAUGGAGAGACAAGCGAUUUGUGUUUAUUGAUGCCAAAACAAAGCACUUCAUUCACAGCAUUACUGUAUCAACAAAUACUGUAUGUUUAUUGUAAAGGUCUGCGUGUAAUAAAUGUGUUUAUUGAUUGAAGUACUUUUUGUUGUUGUGAUGAAGCAGUGGAUUUCCUAUGUUCCCGAAAGGCGACAUGUGUAAAUAAAUAAGUGAACCAAAAGUGACUGAAAUGAUUUUGUACCCUUUCACCUUCGGUAGCUGCCAUGGUGAGGCUCGAGUAAUAAGUUGAGUCAUGGAGUUGAUUUUCCAAGAAAAUGACACAAUGAAGCGUGGUGU